AUGUUCGACAAUGGUCUGGGUGAUAAGUUUAUUCUUGACAGUGGAACUCUGAUCGGAUCCUACAGACAUCAUGAUAUCGUUCCUUGGGAUGAUGAUCUCGAUGUAUUGGUUGAUGUAACUGUCAGAUCCAAGGUACAGACACUGUUGGAACAACUCAGUCCGAUAUAUCAGCUGACCAAACAAAAGAGCCGCGAUAAAUUCUACACAGUCACUACCCCCAUGUUUGAUACUGACUCGUCCGAUUUGCUAGUUAGUCGCCGUGUAUCUGAAUUCCCAUGGGGUUGGCCUUAUUUGGACAUUGGAUACUAUCAGCAAAACAACACUCAUGUUUGGGAGAUCGCACCGAGUUAUGGCAUAAAACAUGAAUGGUCCAUAGACCUAUUCCUACCACUUCGGUUGCGACCGUUUGGUGAUGAAUGGUACCCAGUCCCAUAUCGGACAGCGGAAUUCUUACGUGUUGCCUACGGUUCUGAUAAUACAUGUGUCCAUUCUGGUUACUCUCAUGUUCUCGAAGGUGGUGGACCAAGUGGUACACAGAACUGUACUGAUCUAUCAACACGAUAUGCAUUUGUUGAGCAUCGUUUAGUUCCCCAUACCAAUUACCGUGUGAUCACUUCCUCAUCGUUGACGGACUCUUUUGUUCUCGGCGAGGAAAGAUUGGUUUUGCGGGAUGUUGUUGGAAACACACAUGUCAUACACACACUACAAAUGCCAGUGUUGGAAUCGGAAACUCGAUCAGAAACCUACGGAUUAGGUGAACGUAAAUAG
Messenger RNA from Echinostoma caproni, 768 nucleotides. The record is from the annotation of a GenBank genome assembly. Lineage: Eukaryota; Metazoa; Platyhelminthes; Trematoda; Plagiorchiida; Echinostomatidae.